AUGAAUGCAACCUGGAUUGCCAACACAUAUGCCAACAAGUUUAGGGUGAAUCCUUAUAUGAAACUUCAUGACAUAGUGCAGACAAUAUGGUUGGAAACGGGAAUAAGGGUGAGCAAUUUCAUUGCUUACAGGGAAAGAAAGAAGGGACAGGCCCUGAUAGUUGGUGAGUAUGAGGAGCAGUAUGGUCUUCUCCCAAGAUAUGCUGCUGAAAUACUGAAGUCAAACAGGGCAAACACAGUGAAGAUGCAAUUGAAUGCUAAGAUUUUCCAAAGACUGGACCAUUUGGGGGGGCAGCUUUUGGUAGCUGUAGGGAGAGAUGGGAACAACCAAAUGUUCCCUAUAGCAUGGGCUGUUGUGAAGGUUGAGAGUAUAGACAGUUGGACCUGGUUUCUAACUUUGCUAGGUGAGGAUUUAGGGACUGUGCAAGGGGCUAGGUACACAUUCAUAAGUGACCAGCAGAAGGGGUUGCUUGCUGCAGUUGAUGCAGUGUUCCCAGAAGCAGAGGCUAAGAGUUCAACUGAGAAUGACUUUAAUGCAAAUAUGGAUGUCAUGAGGAAUAUAUCAGCAGAUGCAACAGAUGAUUUGAUGAAUAGAAACUACAUGAAAUUAUGUAGGGCCUUCUACAGCACUAUCUCUUGUUGUGAAUCUAUGGACAACAAUAUGUGUAAGGUGGAUGAACCUGAACACUAUGUCAAUGAUUACUUCACAAAAACAACCUAUCUGAAAGCUUAUGAUUAUUUACUAGAACCUUUAGAUGGUCCACAAGAGUGGCCAAGACCUAAGGUGAAGAGAAGAUUACAGCAGGGAGAGGUCAUAGCUACUGGGAAACUUAGGAAGAAAGGGGUUGUCGUGCACUACAGCCUUUGUGGGAAGCAAGGACAUAAUAAAAAGGGGUGCAAGAAUGUCUCUAAAGGUCCUAGCCACAACAAUGAUCAGUCUAACACAGCCCAACAACCUGUUAACACUCAGCAGCCACAAAUGCAGAGCCAUGGUGCAGGAAAUAAUCCCAUUCCCAUGCACAUGAGAGGGGUUGGAUUAUAUACCUACCCUAAUGGCUAUCAAAGAAUUGCAACACCUGUUCAGAGAGCUUACUACAGAGACAAUGGGGGUGUGAACAUACAGUGUACUCUGUCAGCCAAGAUGAGUACCCAUUGUCAAGCCAGCCUUCACAAAACACAUGGCAAAGGAAAGGAGGCAUCACAAACAGUAGCAGCUGAGGUACAAUCCCUUUCUUUAACUUAUAUUAUCAGUUAA
Chenopodium quinoa (quinoa) is the source of this 1254-nucleotide messenger RNA. RefSeq lists its product as uncharacterized. NCBI's taxonomy places the organism in Eukaryota, Viridiplantae, Streptophyta, Magnoliopsida, Caryophyllales, Amaranthaceae. The record is from RefSeq and is a predicted model, not a curated record. The coding region runs from base 1 to 1254 and encodes 417 amino acids. The transcript is spliced from 7 exons.